This is a messenger RNA of Didymosphaeria variabile, 2097 nucleotides long. RefSeq names its product transcription factor IIF subunit tfg1 (gene TFG1). The record is from RefSeq and is a predicted model, not a curated record. The coding region runs from base 1 to 2097 and encodes 698 amino acids. The transcript has a single exon. Gene Ontology annotation, molecular function: DNA binding; TFIIF-class transcription factor complex binding; RNA polymerase II general transcription initiation factor activity. Gene Ontology annotation, cellular component: nucleus; transcription factor TFIIF complex. Gene Ontology annotation, biological process: transcription initiation at RNA polymerase II promoter; positive regulation of transcription elongation by RNA polymerase II. NCBI's taxonomy places the organism in Eukaryota, Fungi, Ascomycota, Dothideomycetes, Pleosporales, Didymosphaeriaceae.
AUGAUCGGAGGACCACCCCCUCCCACGAACGCUGUGCCCGCCGCACCAGCGCCAGCUCCCGUUGCGAAACGCCGCCGGCCGCGUCCAGCAGCGAGCGUGCUGCGCGCUCCCCAGCGGCCGCUCAAGAACGUCUCACGCCCGGUCACUUCGCUUACUCAACUGAACCAGCGCGAUGCUCCCAACACGCCCAUUAGUAUUGAGCAGCUCCGCAAUGAGUUCAUCGACGCUGGUGCCUCGUCGUAUCCGCUGGUUGUUACGAGAAAAGAUCUCAAAGAGCUGCGCCAUCACGUCAUGAGGCUGCAGGCCAAGGACCGCGUCAACAUCCAGAGUGAGCAGCAGUUCACGCCGCCCGUCCGCCUCCAUCGUCGUGACCAACGUGCGCCACCCGGUGGCAAGGGCGCAGAGGAUGAAGAGAAAGAGGAAGACGUAGAGGAGGCCAGGGAGCGCGAACGCCAGGAAGAGGAGAAGGAGGCACGGCGACUCAAGCGCGAGGGCAUCCAGGCCCAAAUCGCGCCCACCGGAACCACCAAGGGGAAACCCUUUGGCAAGAAGACGGAGCAAAAGUACCGCCCGGAUGACACGCCCGAGGCGAAGAAGCGCCAGCUGCUGCGAUACGAGGAGACUUUACCUUGGCAUCUAGAAGACGAUGACAACAAGCAGACCUGGGUAGGACUGUAUGAGUCGGAGAUGUCUGAAAAGCAUGUCAUGCUCACAGUGGAGAAUGGGCCAGAUCAACUUCCAGUCAUUCAACUCGCACCCUUGGAGCGCUGGUACCGUUUCAAUGCCAAAACCAAGGCCAAGUCGACCGAGGACUCCGAUCUCUUGAAAGCGAAGAAGGACUCAUACUUCGAAGCGCGCGAGAGGAAGAAAUUCAAAGAAGAGAUGGAGAAAGAUAAGGUAUCACGCGCACGGCAAAUUCGUACGAGGGUAGGAGGGGGAGACGACGAUGAGGGCAGGAUCAAACGCCUCGAUGAUGACGAUAUGCCUAGAGUCAAGCGUGAGGCAGACGCCGACGACAUUGACUUUAACAUUGAGGAGGACUUUGCCGACGACGAAGAGGGCCUGAACGGUCUCUUUGAUGGCGAUGAUGAAACUGUCAAGGAGGCGCAAGAGAAGCUCAAGCGUGAUCAGCUCGGGGCUGCUGCUUUUGAUCUCCGGGAUGAGCGACAGAUCUGGGCACAAGAAGAACGUGAGAAGAAGGAGGAAGAGGAGAAGUCUCUCGAGGCAGAAAUCAGAAAAUCCCUUGUCAAGCGUGAGAAGAACUAUGACUACGCAGGCAGCGACUCCGAAUACAGCGAGACAGACUCGGAGACGGAGCGGCAGAGAGUCAAAGAGGAAGAGGAGAAGAAGGCUGCUGAGCAAACUGGCAAGGCUCCUGAGGGCGACAAGACCGUCUCUGGUGCCUCCACCAAGGGUGGCUCGACCCCCGCGCCCCGUUCUACCGACAUCAACAAGAAGAAGCGGCCCGCGCCGGGCUCCCCGAACCUGUCUGAAGCCAGCGGCAAUGAAUCUGCGCGUAAGAAGCACAAGAAGAAGCACGAGAAGAACGCAGACGGUUCGCGCAAGGCUAUACCCUUGCGUACAGGAGCUGCGUCUGGUAGCGACAGUGAGAUGACAGAUGCUGGCAAGCCGAAGAAGCACAAGCUCAAGGUCCGCCUCGGCGGUACCCCUGGUGCCAGCCCCUCAGCCAGCCGUGCGGGAAGUCCAGCGGCGCAGGUCAAUGGGAGCCGUGCUGGCAGUCCGGCGGCUCCCGGUGGCGCACCGGUCACUCCUCGUACGUUUGAUCUAUUAAUAAUGCUUCUCAAGUUGAACAGUCUGCUAAUUACAUACCUUACAGAGAGCCGCCUUCCGUCUGCAAGCGAGAUCUACAAUGCCCUUCCACCCGAAGGCAUGCCGAUCCAGACCCUCAUCAACAAAUUCCGGGAACGUGUGGACAAGAGCAACAUGAACGUGUUUAUUAAACUGGUCAGAGCCGUCGCCUCAUAUGACAAAGGUCGUGGUUGGCUGAGCCCGCUACCGGAACUGCCAUCGGACGAGCAAAUCGCUGCUCAGACGAAGCCCAAGCCUGCUGUGAAAGCAGCGAGUCCGCCAGCCUAG